AUGCAGUUCUUCAAGACUCUCGCCAUCCUCGCCAUGGGCAUUUCCGUGUCUGCCAUCCCUCUUGGCCCUCAGCAGCACGGCACCGUUGCCGCUGCUAACAAGGCCGGUCACGCCAAGGCCGGAAAUUGCGUGUGCCCCCCUCGCCGAGGUGGACUCUCCAAGAACCGCAGCGCCAGGCUGAGUGCUCGCACCGACGAUGACAAUACUCCCCAAGGUUUCCAGUGCCCCAACUGCCAUCACAACUCUCACUUUUGCGAUGACGGGAGCUGCGAUACCCAUACCACCACCUGGUAA
Molecule: messenger RNA, 294 nt
Organism: Pyricularia grisea
Lineage: Eukaryota; Fungi; Ascomycota; Sordariomycetes; Magnaporthales; Pyriculariaceae
Exons: 2
Coding region: 1-294 (97 amino acids)
Source: RefSeq, a predicted model, not a curated record